CAUUUUCUACUUAAAAAUUAUUAUCUCAUCGAAAAUAAUAUAAAAUCUGCAUCUAUACAUGAUGCAUCUGUAUAAAAUUCAUAUUUAUAUCAAUGUAUAGACAUGGUUGCUUAGUAACGAUCUUACAAAACAAUUCCAUUCUAAAAUGUCACACUUACCAUGUUGUGCAGACCUAGGUCAGCUGACAUGAGACUAUAGACUUGACAGCAGUAUUAUUAUUAUCAUUAUUGUUCGUGUUACAUAUUGCUAUAAUCUUUGAAAAGAUAUAUAAAUAAUCUCUCUACGCGGUUUUAUAUAUAUCGGUAAAAAUGCCUCCUAAGAAAGCAAAAGGGAAAACGACGGAUAACGUCGAUGGAGUGGAUACAACGAAAAUGAAUAGGGAACAAUUGGAAAUAUAUGCUCAUAAAAUAUUAGAAGAAAUGGAACGUGAGCGGGAGGAGAGAAAUUUUUAAUUAGAGAGAGAUAAAUUGCGAACUUUUUGGGAAAUAACAAGACAUCAGUUGGAUGAAGCACGCGCUACAGUCAGAAAUAAAGAACGCGAGAAAGAGGAAUUAGCAGAGAAACACGAGGCCGAACUCAAGUUAUACAAGCAGAAAGUGAAGCAUUUGAUGUAUGAGCAUCAGACUAAUUUAUCCGAGAACAAGGCCGAGCAUCUGGUUGCUCUUAAAUUGGCGCAAGAUGAUCACGUUGCACAAGAGAACGAACUUAUUAAAGAUAAAACUGAUUUUAAGAAAAUGCAGAAGGAACAGGAAUUGGCGUAUAUGAACGAGAUACGCGCGUUAAAAUUGCACAAUUCGGAAGAAAUGAAUAACAUGAUGAAGAAAUUCGAGUCUGAAGCGGUAGAAUUGGCAAAAUACGAACAGAAAUUAACCAGUCAAUACGAGUCUUUAACGUUGAAGCAUCGCAUGGAAAUUACAGAAGUGGAGGAAAGAAAGAAUGCGCAAAUUGCGAAUUUGAUAAAAAAUCACGAGAAUGCGUUUGCCGAGAUGAAAAAUUAUUACAAUGAUAUCACUCUCAAUAAUUUAUCGUUAAUUAAGAGUAUGAAGGAACAAAUGGAAUCGAUGAGAAACAACGAGGAACGUAUGAAAAAGCAAGUGCGAGAAUUGACAGCGGAGAAUAAAAAAUAUUCGGCUGAGUUGAAAUCUUUGCAAGAAACAACUACCGAGUUUAAUCGUCAACUUGCAAAUUAUGAGAAGGAUAAACAAAAUUUAGCUAAUACGAAACGGAAAUUGGCCACAGUGGCAAAGGAUUUGGAAAAUUUUAAAUGGGAAAAUGAAGUGCUUGAACUUCGUUUUGAAAAAUGUCAAUCUGAGAGAGAUGAGUUACAUUCUAGAUUUGUCUCGGCUAUUUUCGAAUUGCAACAGAAAACGGGUUUGAAAAAUGUCCUCUUGGAGAAAAAAUUGGAAAAAUUAUCGGAGUUACUGGAACAACGAGAAGCACAGAUUAGUGAAGUGCUGGCCACAGCUCAAUUAGAUCCUGCUGCGGUGGUCAAAGUGAAUAAAAAAUUAGAGGAUAUGCUUAAUAGAAAAAAUACUGCGAUACAAGAUCUGCAAUAUGAAUUGGCUAAAGUUUGCAAAGCACACGACGACUUAUUAGCGACUUAUGAGAGUAAAUUACAAGAAUAUGGAAUUCCCAAAGCUGAACUUGGAGUUCAGCCUCUGAGAAUGAGGAUAACCGGUGCGAAAUUGGGUUUAUGUUCAGCUGGUUUUGUCACUACAAAUCAAUGAAACUCAAAGUCUAACAAGACUGACCUGGGUAUAAUGAUGUUCUGGUCCGUGCUAUUCCAUUGACUGAGCGAGUUGACCACUUGUCCGACGUCCAAGGUACACCUGCCGAUGUAGCUGAGCGGCGGGAUGCUGAGGUUCUCGAAGUGCUCCUCCAGGGUCUUGAGGAUGCAGCGCGGCAUGAACGGCUCCAGGCCGGUUCUACGAGCGGUCGCCCACACGGACGCAUACUCCCAGAUCUGAUUGCCGAGUCUACCGCCCUGCACCGCCGAGACUAUGCCGUUAAUGGGACAGGGAUUGUUGCGCCAGUCGGGUGCCGGUGCCCGGACGUUGGAUGUCUUCAGGGUCGUGCGACAGAGCGUCUGCUCGUACACGGAGAUCUUCAUGUGGCGCGCCGGCGGGGACGACGUGUCAUACAUGGGGAACAGGAAGACGUGGAUGCCGAAUACCACUAAUAGCGCGAGAACUAUCGCGCUCGCAAGCACAUGCUGUUGAGCGUGACUCAUUCUCUCUCCUUCCGCGAGAUUUUUGCGCCACGCAAAUUAAUUUUUUUUCGAGCGACAGGAUCUCUUUCUCUUUCUCUACGUACUUGCUCUCUACCCUCUCUUCACUACUCUGCUCUGCCUUCUUGCUGCCACUACUCUGGUCGGCCACUCGCUCUCUCGCGCGUACGCUAGUCCGGCAUUUCGUAUCUACAGGUGUGCCAUGUCCUUUGCUUUCCGACGUACAUCUUGGUAACGAUAAAUGAGCGAUUAAUGAGCGACACAAGAAAUGCGAACGAUAUCAGAGGAUGCGUGCGCAUUGUGCGUUUAAGGUGAUUGUAAAUCUCUCGUGGAUACUGAAGCGUGCAUCGUUUUAGGGGGCGGGUAAACUUACAAAAAUUUAAGUAUCAAAAUAUACUUUUUAUUGUUUUUAAAGAGAAACGUAGAUAGUUUUUUCUAAAUGAUAAGCUGUAUAAGAUUGCUUCUGAAUAUGUCUAAGUGCUUCAAAUAAAUGUUAAAUAUAUAAGGAUACCAAAACUCUUAA
Nylanderia fulva is the source of this 2750-nucleotide messenger RNA. RefSeq names its product Growth arrest specific protein 8 (gene Gas8). Gene Ontology annotation, cellular component: Golgi apparatus; motile cilium; microtubule. Gene Ontology annotation, biological process: cell motility. Gene Ontology annotation, molecular function: microtubule binding; small GTPase binding. Lineage: Eukaryota; Metazoa; Arthropoda; Insecta; Hymenoptera; Formicidae. The record is from RefSeq and is a predicted model, not a curated record.